Molecule: messenger RNA, 2634 nt
Organism: Osmerus eperlanus (European smelt)
Lineage: Eukaryota; Metazoa; Chordata; Actinopteri; Osmeriformes; Osmeridae
Gene: htr6
Product: 5-hydroxytryptamine (serotonin) receptor 6
Exons: 4
Coding region: 521-1957 (478 amino acids)
Biological process (GO): chemical synaptic transmission; G protein-coupled receptor signaling pathway, coupled to cyclic nucleotide second messenger
Cellular component (GO): plasma membrane; dendrite
Molecular function (GO): neurotransmitter receptor activity; G protein-coupled serotonin receptor activity
Source: RefSeq, a predicted model, not a curated record
UGUAUAAAGAAUGACCUUGCCAAUGAAUACAUAUAGAUAAAUGUACGAUUUCACCUAUUAUGUCUUCCAACUGCCUUUCCUCUGAAAAGCUUAGAGCCCAUUUGCCCAGCUCCCCAUUUACCCUCCCCCAGUGAGUGACAUCAUGACACGCAGCUUUGAAAUUCACUGACAGUCACAGAAUUGCUCACUCCGGUUCCAAGCUGGGGAGAGGCAGUACUGGAUGACAGGAUGGAGAGAUGGAAACACGGCUGGUACUUCUGAUUACGGUGGCGGCAGGACACCUGGAGUUUUACAGUCAGGAGAGCCAUGCCACCCUGGGUGGGACACGGUGUUGAGUAGUGAACAACAUCUCUAGACAAGACCCUUUCGUCUCCGCUUAUUUUUUAUCCACUCUCAAGAAAAGUAGGAGCAUAGCUUUGGAAGGCUUCACCGCUGACUUGCCUCCCUGUGCGUGGUCACGUCAGUUCAAGCCGUUCUUCCACCACCAGAAGCACCCAGGACCUUGAUCCCGUUUCAACUGAUGUCAGCCAUCACUAUGGGCAACUCAACCUCAUCUGGAUUAGAGGGAGCUGGAGCCGUGACAGGUGUGGAUGUCUUGUCUUCAGGGAGCUACAAUGGUAGCUCCUCCAGCAGUAGUGCAUGGUGCAUCAGUGGAAGCGGUCCCUGGCUGCUAGCGAGCGUACUGUCCCUCAUCAUACUGAUGACUGCCUGUGGAAACACGCUCCUUAUCACCCUGGUCUUCACCCAGCGUUCCUUGCGCUGCACCUCUAACUGCUUCCUGGUGUCGCUCUUCCUUUCUGACCUGAUGGUGGCGCUAGUGGUCAUGCCCCCUGCCAUGCUGAACGUGUUGUGCGGCGCCUGGGUGCUCUGGCCGGGCUUCUGUCCGGUGUGGCAAAGCUUCGAUGUCAUGUGCUGCAGCGCCUCUAUUCUCAACCUGUGCGUGAUUAGCCUGGACCGCUACCUGCUCAUCAUCUCACCUCUACGCUACAAGCAGAGGAUGACCCCUCCAAGAGCUCUGCUGCUGGUGGGAGGGGCCUGGGGCCUGGCAGCCCUGGCCUCCUUCCUCUCCAUCAAGAUGAACUGGCACAGCUUGGGGCAGUCUGCUACCAGCACCAACAUCAGUACCCCUCUGGAGCUGAGGGCUCUCUACCCGGAAUCCUACUUCAGGGAAUUGGUGUCUACUUCCGGGCGCUUGUCCUUCCAGUGUCGGCCGAAAGUCACGCUGCCCUUCGCCGUGGUGGCAUCCGUCCUCACUUUCCUUCUGCCCUCUAGCGCAAUCUGCUUCACCUACUGUCGCAUCCUGCUGGUGGCGAGGAGGCAGGCGAGGAGGGUAGCUGCUCUAAGUCACCCGCCGUACCCGUAUCACUCCCCCCGGGAGCCCUCACGACCUCCGACCCCAGGGGGCAUGGCACUGCACGGGGAGGACUACAGCCAUCCGGAACCUCCUGUGUCACGCAAUGUGCCGUUGUCGGUGAACAGCGAGCGUCGGCUGGCUCACAGGCAGGGUCGCAGGGCACUAAAGGCCAGUCUGACCCUGGGAGUCCUCUUGGGCCUCUUCUUCGGUGCCUGGCUGCCUUUCUUCAUCACCAACAUGGCCCAGGUGUUGUGUCCUAAGUGUGUGCCCCCUGCCCUCUUUGAGGCCAUGACUUGGCUUGGCUACUGCAACAGCACCAUGAACCCCAUCAUCUACCCACUCUUCAUGCGAGACUUCAAACGAGCCUUCGGGAGGCUCCUGCCUUGCUGCCCCUCCCACUCCCCUCGGAGGCCCUCGCCGGCCCUCUCGCUCUCCCUCCGCAACUCCGGGGAACCCAACCUGGCGACCGAGCCGCCCUCCCUGGCGUCCGAUCCGCCCCAGCCCCCCGCCACCGCCACGGACGCUGUCAACCUCUUCGACGCCGAGCACGCUGGGAUGGAACUGCCGUUGCUUUUGCCCAAUCAGGUGGACACGCUGGACUGACAAGGGGGAACAUGGGGAUGUCGCACAGAGAGGAAAUGAGCAGGCCACACAUGCUUAAAUGUAAACAUCAAUGGAAAAAGCUGGUUUUAUGAGGAGGGCAGACCUCACUCUUGUCACAGCACAAAAGUGCUCUACAGCGAGUGAGACAGAAAUCCUUUUUAAUCUGUCACUGAGUGAGGUGCUGGACUCGAGAGAACAAGAGAUGGCUUUGACCUGAGAAUAACUAGGUGACUAUAUUGAUCAUAGCCUUAUGGACAUCACAUUGCUGUGACAAUAAGCAUGGCAACUAGGCUAUGAGAAAUAAAACAAAACCAUAGAGGAAGAGAGAGGCUGUUGUUCUCAUCCUGUUACAUAAUUUUAUACCCCACCAAAAAACAGUUAGGUUUACAGUCUUGUAUUUGAAAUGUAGUUUUGUAAUUUACAUUGUAUAUACACAUUCCGAGAAUACUUUUAAACUCAAUACUGAUAAAUUAUGCAACACAUUUUUUUCACAGUAGAAUCAUCCGUAAAAUAUUACAGACAAUACAUGUUAAGGUCACAUUGUUAAAUAAAUCUAAAAAGGUUCCAAUUGAAUUUAUGGUUAGUUCCUGUAGUCUGAGUUCAUCAUUUUAAUUUGCCAUUUGAGUCGUUUGUGUGUUCCGAAAUCUUAUUCUUUUGAGAAUGCAAAGGCCGUCUAC